Molecule: messenger RNA, 3088 nt
Organism: Polypterus senegalus (gray bichir)
Lineage: Eukaryota; Metazoa; Chordata; Cladistia; Polypteriformes; Polypteridae
Gene: ptgis
Product: prostaglandin I2 (prostacyclin) synthase
Exons: 10
Coding region: 68-1576 (502 amino acids)
Biological process (GO): prostaglandin biosynthetic process
Molecular function (GO): iron ion binding; oxidoreductase activity, acting on paired donors, with incorporation or reduction of molecular oxygen; monooxygenase activity
Source: RefSeq, a predicted model, not a curated record
GCUCCUCGAUUGCCAGGCAGGACACUAAUUGGAGCAGGCAGCUGGAUAGCUUUUGAAGAAAGAAGCCAUGAUCUGGACCAUCACAUUCAUAUUAUCAGCACUGCUGGCUGUCUUUGUAUUCUUCACUGGCACCACACGACGGAAAAAUGAGCCUCCCUUGGACAAAGGUUAUAUACCUUGGCUGGGACAUGCCAUACAUUUGGGAAAAGAUGCAGCUAACUUUCUGGCUCAAAUGAAGAAGAAACAUGGUGACAUUUUUACAGUACAUGUUGCAGGACGCAAUGUCACCGUGCUGCUGGAUCCACAUUCCUAUGAUGCAGUUGUUAUGGAGUCCUCCUCAAAGCUUGAUUUCAACAAAUACGCUCAUCUGCUUAUGAAAAGGAUAUUUGACCUUCAACUACCAGACCACGAUUCAGUGGAGGAAAAAGCUACCAUGAAAAUGCAUUUACAGGGUGAACAUUUGGAGUUGCUAAAUAUAAGGAUGCAGUCUAAUCUUUGCUCUCAUCUGCUUUCUGUUUUGAAUGGGCACAAUCAUAUGUGGAAAGAAGACGGACUUCUUCAUUUCUGUUACAGCACAAUGUUUUGUUGUGGCUAUCUAACACUCUUUGGGAAUGAAGCCUAUCCUGAGACGUCCUCCUUUGCCAGUCAGAGUUCUGACGUGUAUAAAGAGUUCAGGAAGUUUGACGAGCUGCUGAUGAAAAUAGUUCGUGCCAGCCUGACAUCUGGUGAAAAGAAAGAAGUCAGAGGUAUAAAAGAAAGGCUGUUUGAUCUGUUGUCCUCUUCAAGACUUGGUGCUAAAUUGAAUCAAAGUUCAUGGCUGAAGAAUUACAGACUUCACCUAGUGAAGCAGGGAGUGAAUGAAGAAAUGCUAAGACGAGCCAUGCUUCUGCAACUCUGGGCCACUCAGGGUAACACUGGUCCUGCAGCCUUUUGGUUAAUGGUGAUGUUACUGAAGCAUCCUGAUGCCUUGAUAGCACUCAAGGAUGAACUGAACACAUUUUUGAAGCCUAAGAAUGACAGACAAGAUCCAAAUGCAUUUUUGCUCUCUGUUUCUGAAGUAAUCCGUGGUUGCACCCCCAUUUUGGACAGCACCUUGAAUGAGACUCUCCGUAUGACAGCAGCUCCCUUUAUAACCAGGGAAAUUCUUCAGAAUAUGACACUGACUAUGGCUGAUGGUCAGCAGUACAAUUUGAGGAAGGGAGAACGAAUAUGUCUCUUUCCCUAUCUGAGCCCACAAAUGGAUCCUGAGGUCCACUAUGAACCUGAGAAAUUCAAGUAUAACCGAUUUUUAAACCAAGACGGCUCCCCUAAAACAGAUUUCUUUAAAGGGGAUAAAAAGCUUAAGUACUCCAACAUGCCAUGGGGAGCAGGGAGAAAUAUCUGUGUGGGACGACAAUUUGCAAUCAACAGCAUUAAACAGUUUAUCUUUAUCAUGCUUAUGGCCUUCGAUGUGGAGUUGUGUGAUUCCGAAGCUUCUCUUCCAGAGGUAGAUGUGAGCCGAUAUGGAUUUGGAAUGUUACAGCCCAAAAAGGACAUAAAAAUUCGCUACAGGCUAAAGAUGAGAAAUUUUACCUGAAGAGCGCCACUUUGUGUUACUAAUUACAAUGUAAUUGUAUAUUUGCUGUGUCAGACCUACACUUCCCUGGUGUUGAUGUGUUGGUGCACACCCUAUUAAGGACUUGUCCGAUCUAUUUAUUUUUUGUUGAGCUCAGAACCAUACAACUCUGAGUUGUAAUGAAUGAGUCUGACAAUGCUUGAACAAAUGCUCUGUUUUAUAUAAUAAUACAGGCUUCUCCCAAGUUACAAAUGAGUUCUGUUCCUGCCAACAUUCAUAAAAUAAGAGGAAUUUACAAUGGAAAUGUGCAUUUAAGAAAUUAUCGACACAAAUGCACAAGACUUUAAUUAUUUAACAGAAACAUGUAUAAAGUGUAUUAAUAAAAUGACAGUGAUACAAUAUUACUAUAAUUUAAAUUAAAAAACACAAAAAAUGUAAAAUAAAAUGAACUACGGCUAAAGAUAGCAUUGUAACGAACACAGCAAAUGACAGUUAAGCCCAAGAACGGGCAUAUUAAUUUAUCACUGAAAGAUUGUACACCAUACUCUGAGAAGUAGCACCUUCCUGCUGUUAUGGCCACAAGAAACAUCUCUUAAAAAAAAUAAACAUCCAAUGGAUUAUAAUGCAAACCAAAGGGACAAGACGCCAGUGCCUACAAGGACACUUUUUUUUGCAUGGUUGUAUAAAAAGAAGGUGCAUUAUUAAGUCAAUAUUCACAUUCGUUGUAAAGUUAAAAGAAAGAAGACCUUCAACAGCCCACAAAAAUUGUAUUACACGUUACUAGUUACCAACUGAACUGUUACUCAGCACACCAUUUUCUAAUAACAGUGCUCUGACCAAAGCUCUAAAAGGUUCAUUUGCUUUUAUUAUUUUAUUAAAUAGCAACUAUACUUUAAUGAAAGACCACACAAAAUAUUUAUUGAUUUUAUUGCACAUGUCAAAGUGUUAUGUGGAUAUAUUUUAAGGCCUGGGCACAGAUGUAACUCUAUGAGAUCUUUUAUGUCCACUUAUGCGCAACUACACCUUAAACCAGGGGUCCUAAAGUCUGGUCCUGGUGGGCUGAAUUAGCGUUAGGUUCUUGUUGCUUAAUUAGAAGCAAAUCCUUAAGGUUAACAAAACUUCUAAUUAAAUGUAUUGUUGUUUAGUAUUUUCAUUCUGCCGUCGUUCUUGUAUUAUAUAUUUUUCCUAAAUGCCAUGCACAGGUUAGUAAUUCUUAGUAAGUCUAUUACUUUUUAUACUUCAACUACCAGAUAUUUUAUUGAAAACAGAUACUUCAUGAUAUAACAGUUGUAAAUAGGACCAAGUUAGAAGAUGAACUGUUGGUUUUUAUUUCUUUUGCAUGUCAUUGUUAAUCGGAAACUGUUUCAGAAAACAAGAAGCAAUUUAAAAACUGUGAAUGGAGCUGUUUAAGAAUAAAAACAGCAAUUAAGGUUUUGGAAACCUAAAAACCAAGUCAAGCCAAUGUAGCAAAUAAAUGCUGCUUGAGCUGUAACUGGUUCAGCAGCAAUAUUGGCUUCUAAUCAGGAAACGAUU